AUGGCUACAGGAACGGUCAACCCUUCCUCUACUAGUGAGGUCCGGGGUUCCUCCAUUCCCUCGAAGAGAUCCGACGCGAAGUCUGACGACCUUCAUGAACGAGAAAAACAAAUGGUAGCUUCGGUCCGACCGCCAAACCAGCGACAUAUGAGCCCUUUCGUCAUCACCGAACGGCCGGAGGAGAAGCACCUCGGGAUAUCCACCCGUAGCCUGACGGUAGACGACUUUGCUCUGCUGAAGACCCUGGGUACAGGCACUUUCGCUCGGGUAUGGCUGGUGAGAAUGAAGGAUGAAGUGCAGCGGAGGGAUAAAGUCUACGCGCUCAAGAUCCUACGCAAGGCGGAUGUGAUCAAAUUGAAGCAGGUCGAACAUGUACGCAACGAGCGAAAAACACUCGCAGCGGUUUCCGGCCACCCCUUUGUCACAACGCUAAUAGCCACGUUCUCGGACGACCAAAGUCUGUAUAUGCUGCUCGAUUACUGCCCCGGAGGCGAAAUAUUUAGCUAUCUACGACGUGCGCGACGAUUUAACGAGAACACCUCCAAAUUCUACGCGGCCGAAAUCGCGCUGACGAUCGAGUUCCUCCACGACGUCGAAGGAAUCGUUUACCGUGAUUUGAAACCCGAGAAUAUCCUCCUGGACGCCGAUGGACAUAUCAGACUGGUCGACUUCGGAUUUGCCAAACAAGUAUGCGAUCGCGAAACGUAUACGCUAUGCGGCACGCCGGAAUACCUCGCCCCCGAGGUCAUUCACAAUAGCGGACACGGGCUCGCGGUGGAUUGGUGGGCAUUGGGCAUUCUGAUAUACGAGUUCCUGGUUGGGCAACCUCCGUUCUGGGACCAAAAUCCAAUGCGGAUCUACGAACAGAUUGUCGAAGGCCGACUGCGCUUUCCCCAAGGCAUGUCGCCCGCAGCCCAGAACAUCAUCUCGUUACUCUGCAAGACGAAUCCAACGGAGCGACUCGGAUACAUAUCCGGCGGAUCUGCUCGGGUCAAAGCUCAUCCCUUCUUCGAGGACAUCAACUGGGAUGAUCUGUUCUACCGUCGCAUCAAGGGACCAAUCAUUCCGAGAGUCGACCAUCCGGCCGACACAGGAAACUUCGAAGAGUACCCCGACCCCGAUUCCAAGGCAACGGCGGUCUACACCGACGAGUUGAGGAAAAAGUACGAAGUUUUGUUCAGCGACUUUUGA
Aspergillus melleus is the source of this 1191-nucleotide messenger RNA. It is a transcript of the gene PKA4, whose product is annotated as cAMP-dependent protein kinase. The transcript is spliced from 4 exons. The record is from RefSeq and is a predicted model, not a curated record. NCBI's taxonomy places the organism in Eukaryota, Fungi, Ascomycota, Eurotiomycetes, Eurotiales, Aspergillaceae. Gene Ontology annotation, molecular function: cAMP-dependent protein kinase activity; ATP binding. Gene Ontology annotation, biological process: peptidyl-serine phosphorylation. Gene Ontology annotation, cellular component: nucleus; cAMP-dependent protein kinase complex. The coding region runs from base 1 to 1191 and encodes 396 amino acids.